Messenger RNA from Leishmania braziliensis MHOM/BR/75/M2904, 1026 nucleotides. RefSeq lists its product as hypothetical. The transcript has a single exon. Lineage: Eukaryota; Euglenozoa; Kinetoplastea; Trypanosomatida; Trypanosomatidae. The record is from RefSeq and is a predicted model, not a curated record. The coding region runs from base 1 to 1026 and encodes 341 amino acids.
AUGGGCCAAAGCGCACCAACGCCGAGUCUGCGCACGCAGCGGCGGCAACAGCUUAAGCAACAGGACAUGCAGAAGCCACUGCAGGCUACAGAGCAGGUGCGACACCACCAGCCGACGCUGAAGGAGCAGUGGCAAGCAAAGCGGGAGGCAAACGCCGCCGCCCGCGAGGCGAACGCGGCGGAGCGCAAGCGGAAGAAAGAUGCUCUGCAUGCCGCACUGGUAGCACAGCAGAAGCAAGCUGAAUGCGAAGAGAAUCUCUUCAACUUGGACGACGGUGUGCAGGGAGGCGGGGGCGGCGGCAGCAGCGAUGAUGACCAUCUUCCGAACGCUGAGGCGGAGGCAAUGCUAAUUCAGGCGCAGAUUAACGCACAGUUAGCCGCCUUUCAAACUUUUAUGCAGAACAACCCUGAUGUCGGGGAGGACCUUGACAGCGUUGACGCCACCCCAGCCAGCAUGUUUAACCGUGAUGCCGCGACGAUAGCGGCACUGAAAGCUGCCAAGAGCGGCAGCCUUGGGGACGGAGACGAUGAUGAGGCAAUUGCGAACGUCUCCGUGCACACCUCCGACUACGCGGAUGAGGAGCUGAUGCAGGGCCUCGACGACCUCGAUGAGGAGCUCGAACAGGAGUUCCUGCAUAGCAUCGACGCCAUGCAACACCAGGUUGCCGAACACAAGAAGCAGUCCCUCGUGUACCUGCGCGAGCACAACGACAAGGCGGCGGCACUGCAAGAACUACAAAAGGCGAAGCAGAUCGAAGCAAACAUCAAGAAGUUGCUGGGCGACCACGAGACCCCGCUUCGUGUGCAGAUCGAGGAACAACAGACGAAGAUCGUCGAGCUGGAGAACCUCGUCGCGACACGCAAACAGCAGUCCUUGGCCGCUCUUCACGACGGCGACAAGCCUACGGCGCUGACGCUGCUGAAGGAAGCAAAGGGAUUUGCGAGUCAGCUGGAGGCGGUGAGAGCAACGCUGGCGUCACUUCGGGAACAAAAAGAGAAGCAACUCCGUAGCACGGGCGAGGACUGA